Messenger RNA from Protobothrops mucrosquamatus (brown spotted pit viper), 6900 nucleotides. RefSeq names its product DNA polymerase epsilon, catalytic subunit (gene POLE). Gene Ontology annotation, biological process: nucleotide-excision repair, DNA gap filling; leading strand elongation; mitotic cell cycle. The transcript has 49 exons. Gene Ontology annotation, cellular component: nucleus; epsilon DNA polymerase complex. Gene Ontology annotation, molecular function: zinc ion binding; nucleotide binding; DNA-directed DNA polymerase activity. Lineage: Eukaryota; Metazoa; Chordata; Lepidosauria; Squamata; Viperidae. The record is from RefSeq and is a predicted model, not a curated record. Bases 1 to 6885 code for a protein of 2294 amino acids.
AUGGCGCUGAGGAAGGGCGGCGGCGGCGGCGGCGGGUGGCGGCGCCGGUGGGCUGCGGAGCCCGCGGCGGGAGAUGGCGAGAAGGAGACCCCGCGGGAUGAAGGCUCCUCGCUUUCUGCUCUCCGGCGUUUAGAGCGCAGCCAGUGGACGGACAAAGUUGAUGCGCGGUUUGGGUUCGAGAGAAUCAAAGAACCUGCAGAAAGGACAGGAUGGUUGAUCAACAUGCACCCGACGGAGAUUUUGGAUGAGGAUAAACGCUUGGUCAGUGCCGUGGAUUAUUAUUUCAUUCAGGAGGAUGGAAGUAGAUUUAAGGUGGCUUUGCCCUACAGACCAUACUUCUACAUUGCAGCCCAGAAGGGUUGUGACCGAGAAGUAUCGUCCUUCCUUUCCAAGAAAUUCCAGGGAAAAAUAGCCAAAUUGGAAAUUGUACUGAAAGAAGAUCUGGACUUGCCCAAUCACCUGGUUGGCCUGAAACGGAGUUAUAUCAAGCUUUCUUUCAACACAGUAGAUGACCUGGUAAAAGUGCGCAGGGAGAUUACCCCUGCUGUCAAGAAGAAUAGAGAACGGGACCAAGCUUUGGACACUUACACCACCCUGCUGACUAGUGCUCUCACUGGGCACAGUCUGAGCCACGAGGAGGAGCCCUCAAAGAAGACUGCAGACCAGAUGGACAACAUCAUAGACAUGCGGGAGUACGACGUGCCCUACCAUAUCCGCCUGUCCAUUGAUCUGAAGAUUCACGUGGCUCACUGGUAUGUCGUUCACCACCGGGGCAGCAGUUUCCCUCCUGAGAUUAUUCGGCGAGAUGACAUGGUAGAACGGCCUGAUCCUGUUGUUCUUGCCUUUGACAUCGAGACUACAAAACUCCCUUUAAAAUUUCCUGAUGCAGAAACAGACCAGAUCAUGAUGAUCUCCUACAUGAUUGAUGGCCAGGGAUACUUGAUCACAAACCGGGAGAUUGUUUCCGAAGACAUUGAAGAUUUUGAAUUCACUCCCAAACCAGAGUAUGAGGGUCCGUUCUGUGUAUUCAACGAACCUGAUGAGGCUCAUCUUAUCCAGCGGUGGUUUGAACAUGUUCAAGAAACCAAGCCAACGAUCAUGGUGACCUACAACGGAGACUUCUUUGACUGGCCUUUUGUGGAAGCCAGAGCAGCGAUCCAUGGGAUGAAUAUGCAGCAGGAGAUUGGGUUCCAAAAGGACAGCCAGGGAGAAUACAAAUCCUCGCAGUGCAUCCACAUGGAUUGUCUCCGGUGGGUGAAGAGAGACAGUUACCUUCCAGUGGGCAGCCACAACUUAAAAGCAGCAGCCAAAGCGAAGUUGGGUUACGAUCCCGUAGAGCUGGAUCCUGAAGACAUGUGCCGGAUGGCAACGGAAGAGCCUCAGACUUUGGCCACCUAUUCAGUGUCAGAUGCUGUUGCCACCUACUACAUGUACAUGAAGUAUGUCCAUCCUUUCAUCUUCGCCUUGUGCACUAUCAUUCCGAUGGAGCCCGAUGAGGUCCUUCGGAAAGGCUCAGGAACCUUGUGUGAGGCGCUACUCAUGGUCCAAGCCUAUCACGCCAACAUUGUCUUCCCCAACAAGCAAGAGCAGGAGUUCAACAAGCUUACAGAGGACGGGCACGUGCUCGACUCGGAGACGUACAUCGGGGGCCACGUGGAGGCCCUGGAGUCUGGGGUCUUUCGCAGCGAUAUCCCCUGCCGCUUUAAAAUGAACCCUGCCGCCUUUGACUUGCUCCUGCAGCGUGUGGAGAAGACGCUUUGCCAUGCCGUUGAGGAAGAGGAGGGGAUCCCCUUAGAGCAGGUCACCAAUUUCCAAGAGGUUUGUGAAGAGAUCAAAGUGAAACUGAAUUCCCUGAAGGAUGUUCCCAACAGAAUCGAAUGUCCCCUCAUUUACCAUCUGGAUGUGGGGGCCAUGUACCCAAACAUCAUCUUGACCAACAGGCUGCAGCCCUCGGCUAUAGUGGACGAGGCAACCUGUGCUGCUUGUGACUUCAACAAGCCAGGGGCCAGCUGUCAGCGGAAAAUGACUUGGCAAUGGAGGGGAGAAUUCAUGCCAGCAAGCCGGAGCGAGUUCCACCGCAUCCAGCAACAGCUGGAGUCGGAGAAGUUUCCUGCUCUUUUCCCAGAUGGGCCUCCCCGGGCCUUUCACGAGCUCUCUCGAGAAGAUCAAGCCAAAUACGAAAAGAAGCGCUUGGCUGAUUAUUGUCGCAAAGCUUACAAGAAGAUCCACGUGACGAAAGUGGAGGAGCGGGUCACUACUAUUUGUCAGCGAGAAAACUCCUUCUACGUGGAUACUGUCCGGGCUUUUCGAGACCGUCGCUAUGAGUUUAAAGGAUUACAUAAGGUAUGGAAGAAGAAGCUGGCAGCUGCCACCGAAAUGGGUGAUGCCUCCGAAGCGAAGCGCUGCAAGAACAUGGAGAUCUUGUACGAUUCCCUGCAGCUGGCACACAAGUGCAUCCUCAACUCCUUUUACGGCUACGUCAUGCGGAAAGGGGCCCGCUGGUAUUCCAUGGAAAUGGCUGGCAUCGUCUGCUUCACGGGGGCCAAUAUCAUCACUCAGGCCAGAGAGCUGAUUGAGCAGAUCGGGAGACCCCUGGAGCUUGACACAGAUGGGAUAUGGUGUGUGCUUCCAAAUAGCUUUCCAGAGAACUUUGUCAUCAAGUCAACCCACUCCAAGAAACCCAAGGUGACCAUUUCCUAUCCAGGGGCUAUGCUGAACAUCAUGGUGAAGGAGGGUUUUACAAACAAUCAGUACCAGGAGCUGGUGGACCCAGCAUCCCUCAAGUAUGUAUCCCGCUCAGAGAACAGCAUCUUUUUUGAAGUAGAUGGUCCCUAUCUGGCUAUGAUCCUCCCAGCCUCCAAGGAGGAGGGCAAGAAGCUAAAGAAAAGAUACGCCGUGUUCAAUGAAGACGGUUCCCUGGCCGAGCUGAAGGGCUUUGAGGUGAAGCGGCGAGGAGAGCUGCAGCUGGUGAAGAUCUUCCAGUCCUCGGUCUUCGAGGCCUUCCUGAAGGGCACCACGCUGGAGGAGGUCUACGCUUCGGUCGCCAAAGUAGCCGAUUACUGGCUGGAUGUGCUGCACAGCAAGGCAGCCAACAUGCCCGAUUCUGAGCUGUUUGAGUUGAUCUCGGAGAACAGAUCCAUGUCUCGGAAGCUGGAGGACUACGGAGAGCAAAAAUCCACGUCCAUCAGCACCGCCAAGCGCUUGGCUGAGUUUCUUGGGGACCAGAUGGUGAAGGAUGCCGGCCUGAGCUGUCGGUUUAUCAUCUCAAAGAAACCAGAAGGGUCCCCGGUUACUGAGAGAGCCAUCCCACUUGCCAUCUUCCAGGCCGAGCUCUCGGUGCGCAAGCAUUACCUCCGGAAGUGGCUAAAAAGUCCUUCGCUGCAGGAUUUUGACAUCCGAAUGAUCCUAGACUGGGAGUAUUACAUUGAAAGACUGGGCAGCACAAUCCAGAAGAUUGUCACCAUCCCAGCAGCACUGCAGCAGGUGAAGAAUCCGGUCCCCCGUGUCCGUCAUCCGGACUGGCUGCACAAGAAGCUGCUGGAGAAAAAUGACGUCUUCAAGCAGAAAAAAAUCAGCGAGCUCUUUGCCAGUGAAGGCAAAAGACAGGUCUCCACUAACAUAGCCAGGGAGGAUACCCCAAAUAGUCAGGUGACCGACAUGGAAGAUUUUGGGGUCACCAAACCUCUGCAGCCAGGACCCCCUAUAUCAAGCAAGCGUAAACGAAUCCCCACAGCGGAGGAGAGCCAGCCCCAGUCCCAAGCUCUGGAGCUCACCCAAUCGUGGAGGGAGAUCCUGGGAACCCCACCACCCAUCGGCACCACUAAAGAGGAACGCCUGCUGUGGCUCCGCUACCAUAAGAAAAAGUGGGAGCUUCAGGCUCGUCAGCGCCAGGAGCGCCGGAAGAAGCGGAGGCUGGCCGAUGGAGAAGCCGUCCUGGGGGGCGGAGUGAUCCGAGCUGGGCCCUCCAAAGGGCUGAGCAAUUACCUGCGCAAGACCGCCCGGAGUAUCCUUGACAUGCCCUGGCAGAUAGUACAGAUUGCUGAGACUGGCCAGCCAGGCCUCUUCAAGCUAUGGGCUGUGAUUGGGAGUGAUCUCUAUUGCCUCAAGCUGAAUGUCCCACGUAUCUUCUAUAUCAACCAGCGUGUUCCUAAACCUGAAGAGAGCACGGUCUAUAGAAAGGUGAAUCGAAUUCUUCCCCGUUCCAGCUUGGCCUUCAACCUGUACGAGUACUCGGUGCCUGAAGAUAUGUACCUGGAGCGCAUCAAUGAGAUCAACGCCAGCCUCUCUGCUCCAGACAUUGAGGGGGUUUAUGAGACCCAGGUGCCAUUACUCCUCCGGGCCCUGGUUCACCUGGGCUGCGUCUGCAUGGUGAAUAAGCAUUUGGUGAGGCACCUGAGUGGCCGGGAAGCCGAGACGUUUGACCUGGAGCACCUGGAGAGGAAGUCUCUGGCACAGUUCAGCUACCUGGAGCCCGGGAGCAUCCGGCACAUCUACCUCUACCACCACUCCCAGGGCAGCAAGGCCUUGCUGGGCCUCUUCAUCCCCUCCCAGCGCAAAGCCUCCAUUUUUGUGCUCGAUACAGUGCGCAGUAACCAGAUGCCCAACCUCGGCACCAUGUAUUCUGCUGAGCAUGCUUCCAUGGUGGAGAAGAUAGGCCAAGAGCUGCUCCCUCCGGCCAAGCACAUCUUUGAAGUUCGAGCCGAAACGGAUCUCAAGAGUAUCUGCAGAGCGCUCCAGCGCCUCCUGAUGAGCUACAAGGAUGAGCGCAGGGGCCCCACCCUCAUCGCUGUGCAGUCUAACUGGGAUCUGAAGAGGCUGGUCAGUGGGAUGCCGGUCCUGGAGGAGUUCCCGCUGGUCCCUAUGCACGUGGCAGAUGACAUCAGCUACAGCAUAUUGGACUGGCAGCGCCACGGGGCCCGGCACUUGAUCCGCCGCUACCUCAAGUUGGACAUGUGUCUGUCUCAGGCCUUUGACAUGAGCAGGUACUAUCACCUCCCCAUUGGGAACCUUCCAGACGACAUCUCCAUCUUCGGCACGGAUCUCUUUCUCUCUCGGCAUCUCCAUCGCCACAACCACCUCCUCUGGCUCUCUCCCACCUCCCGCCCGGACUUGGGGGGCAAGGAGGCCGACGAUAGCCGCUUAGUCAUGGAGUUCGAUGAAAGGGCCUCUGUGGAGAUCAACCACCCAGGCUGUUAUUCAACAGUGUGUGUGGAGCUGGACCUCCAGAACCUGGCCGUCAACACCAUCCUGCAGUCCCACCGCAUCAACGACAUGGAGGGGGCCUCCAGCAUGUGCAUCAGCUUCGAUGUCAUCCAGCAGGCCUCCCUGGAGGACAUGGUCGUGGGCAACCAGGCGGCCAGCGUCCCCGCCAGCUACGAUGAGGCCGCCCUCUGCUCCAACACGUUCAGGAUCUUGAAAAGCCUGGUGGUGGGCUGGGUGAAGGAGAUCACGCAGUACCACAACGUCUACGCGGACAAUCAGGUGAUCCACUUCUACCGCUGGCUGCGCUCUCCAAACUCCCUUCUCUACGAUCCCGCCCUGCACCGGACGCUCCACAGCAUGAUGAAGAAGCUCUUUCUGCAGUUGGUGGCAGAAUUCAAGCGCCUCGGCUCCUUGGUCAUUUACGCCAAUUUCAACCGGAUCGUUCUGUGCACCAAGAAGCGCCAUAUCGAAGAUGCCCUGGCCUACGUCGAGUAUAUCACCAACAGCAUCCAUUCAAAAGAGCUCUUCCACUCACUGGCUAUUUCCUUUUCCUGUUGCUGGGAGUUUUUGCUGUGGAUGGACCCCAGCAAUCACGGUGGGAUCAAGGGCAAAGUGCCGUCCCAGACCCACUGCGAAGAGGCAAGGAGGAGUAAACAGACAGCAGAGGUAGCCAACAAUGAAGAAGAGGAGGAGGAGGAAGAGGAAGAACAAGAAGAUGACUUGGGAGAAAACGGUAUAGAGAAUCGCCUGGAAAACAACUGGAACAUCAUGCAGUAUUUACCACAAGCCGCUUCCUGUCAGAAUUACUUCCUUAUGAUUGUGUCGGCGUACAUCGUUGCUGUUCACCACAGCCUGAAGGAGGAAAUGCAGCGGGACGUCUCCGGAGGCAGCCCUGUCAGGAGACGAGCCAGCAGCCAAAUCUCCCAGGAGGCUCUCGGGGAAACGGGCACCAUGCCAGGCGCCAUUGCUUUCUCGCAGGAGUAUGUCUCCAAGGAGCUCACCCAGAGCUUCUUCACCAUCACUCAGAAGAUCCAAAAGAAGGUCACCGGCUCUCGCCACGCCACAGAGCCCUCGGAGAUGUUUCCAUCCCUGCCCGGCUCACACCUGACGCUCAACAACCCUGCCCUGGAGUUCAUCAAACACGUCUGCCAGGUGCUGUCUCUGGAUGCCAACAUCGCCAACCAGGUGCAGAAGCUGAAGCGGGACCUGCUCCGUCUCAUUGACGUGGGCGAAUUCUCCGAGGACGCCCACUUCCGGGACCCCUGCUGCUCCUACGUCCUCCCGGAGGUGAUCUGCAGAAACUGCAACUUUUGCAGAGACCUGGACCUCUGCAAGGACCCUGCGCUCUUUCAGGAGGGCUCCCUGCCGCCCAGCUGGCUGUGCUCCAAUUGCCAGUCUCAGUACGACUCCGAUGCCAUCGAGGUGGCUCUGGUGGAAGCCCUGCAGAAGAAGUUGAUGGCCUUCACCUUGCAAGAUCUGGUGUGCUUGAAGUGCAAAGGCAUCAAGGAUACUCACAUGCCCGUGUACUGCAGUUGUGCUGGGAACUUUGACCUCCUCCUGCCCACCAAGAGCUUCCUGGAUCAUCUGAAGGUUUUCCAGGGCAUCGCUCGGCAUUACGGAAUGGCCCACUUGCUGGAGAAUGUUCAGUGGCUGCUUCAAAUGAACCCUCAGCUUCUCUCCUGAGAGGAGACACACACA